AUGGAUCGUCUGAAGAAGCUAUGGCGGGGCGAACAGCCAUACGAGCCGCUCGAGCAUGAUGCGAUAGACGAAGGGGUUCAACAUGAGUCGACGAACAAACAAAAGGACUUCUCCUACGUGGAGUACAGCAUCUUUGUCCUCCUCGGUGUUUCUAUGCUAUGGGCCUGGAACAUGUUUCUGGCAGCUGGACCAUACUUCCAGCAUCGCUUUCGAAGCAACGACUGGAUCAGCCAGAACUUCCAGGCGGCUGAGCUCGUGGUCUCGAACACGACGACCCUAUGUGCCAUGCUUGUCCUCACUCGCCUGCAGGCUGGAGCUUCUUACCCGAAACGUAUCAUCAGCUCAUUGGCCAUCAAUAUGGUCGUCUUCACGCUACUAGCUCUCUUUACCAAAGUCGGACUGGGCAUGAGUGCGGAAGGAUACUUUGGCUUCCUCAUGGUCAUCAUGUUUGCAGCCAGUAUGGCUACUGGAUUGUGUCAGAAUGGCAUCUUCGCCUAUGUAUCUGGCUUCGGACAGCCAGCCUACACUCAGGGUAUCAUGACGGGGCAGGCCAUCGCAGGAGUUCUACCGUGUAUUGCUCAAAUCAUCUCAGUUGUCGGCAUUUGGGGACAUGGCCGCCGCCCACCACCUGAUGAUGGAGCUCCACCUCCCGGACCGCCACCGGUCAAUCCUAACAGUGCAUUCUCCUACUUUCUAACGGCAACAAUCAUUGCGGCGAUAACUCUGACGGCCUUCACCUCCCUCCUGGCACGGAACCGUCAAUUACCCAAACUCCAAGAUAACAGCACCCCCGACCUCGAUCCUGUCAAUGAACCCGGAGAACGCAAGCAAGUGCCCCUCUCAGUACUCUUCCGCAAGCUCUUCUGGCUCGCAAGCGCCGUCUUCGCCACCUUCGGAAUUACAAUGAUGUUCCCAGUCUUCACCCAGCAGAUCGUCUCCGUCCGGCCACACGAUCAACAGAGUCCGCUGCUGCAACCGCCAAGUUUUAUACCACUUGCCUUCCUGUUCUGGAAUACCGGUGAUCUACUGGGUCGACUUGCGACAGCUGUGCCCGGUCUAUCGCUCAUACAACGGCCAGGUAUCGUCUUUGGCUUGGCAGUAUCCCGCGUAGCUUUCGUGGGACUGUAUCACUUAUGUAAUAUUCGGGAUCGAGGGGCCAUCGUCGAGUCUGACUUCUUCUACUUGGUUAUUGUGCAGCUGCUGUUUGGUCUUACAAAUGGUUAUGUGGGCUCGACAUGCAUGAUCGGCGCUGGGGAGUGGGUUGAUCCGGACGAGCGAGAAGCCGCUGGUGGCUUCAUGGGAUUGUGUCUGGUAGCUGGACUGACUGUGGGAAGCUUCGCUAGCUUCUUCGCCGCUGGAGCCUGA
Molecule: messenger RNA, 1365 nt
Organism: Recurvomyces mirabilis
Lineage: Eukaryota; Fungi; Ascomycota; Dothideomycetes; Mycosphaerellales; Teratosphaeriaceae
Exons: 1
Coding region: 1-1365 (454 amino acids)
Biological process (GO): nucleoside transmembrane transport
Cellular component (GO): fungal-type vacuole membrane
Molecular function (GO): nucleobase transmembrane transporter activity; nicotinamide riboside transmembrane transporter activity
Source: RefSeq, a predicted model, not a curated record